CAAUAUAACCUAAGGCCCUGUUCACUUUCAUUUUCGUUUCCUGUUUUCUGUUUUCAUGUCAUAAAUUUGGCAACCGAAACGAGAAAACUUGUUUACUUUUCAUUCUGUUUUCUAUUCGUUUCCAACUAUGAAAACAGAAAGUGGCAACUUCCUGCUGUUUUCGGAAACGACAAAAUGUUGUUUUCACCUGUUUUCAACAUCUGUUUUCUCAAAAACAGGAAACAGAAAUGAAAGUAAACAGGGCCUAAGUUUUUUUUAAACUCAACCUUGACUUUACCACAAGUUUCAACAAGA
Linum tenue is the source of this 294-nucleotide messenger RNA. The record is from the annotation of a GenBank genome assembly. NCBI's taxonomy places the organism in Eukaryota, Viridiplantae, Streptophyta, Magnoliopsida, Malpighiales, Linaceae.